Pseudocercospora fijiensis CIRAD86 is the source of this 792-nucleotide messenger RNA. RefSeq lists its product as uncharacterized. The record is from RefSeq and is a predicted model, not a curated record. The annotation marks the transcript as partial. The transcript has a single exon. NCBI's taxonomy places the organism in Eukaryota, Fungi, Ascomycota, Dothideomycetes, Mycosphaerellales, Mycosphaerellaceae.
CUACGCCAUCAACACGCCAAACCAGUACACUCGUUUAACAACAAAAGCGCCAUUAACACGCCAAACCAAUACACUCGUUCAACAACAAAAACCUCUAUCACCACUCAAAACGACCGCAAGCGACCAAGAAUCUUACCUCACUACCUACGUCUGCAUCAGUCGCGAUGCAUUUCCUCAAGGCAAUCUUCUUCUUCGCAGCCGGCAUCCACGCUGUCGCCAUUGCAUCCCCAGAGAAAGACGAUGUCUCUAUUAUGAGCAGUCUGGACAACCUCAACUUCAGGAACGCAGAUGGAGAGAAGCCUUGCUUUCACCCGGGUGUGGAAUUCUGCUAGUCCUGAGUCUACGUCGAGACAAGUUGAAGGAUGGAAUAAGGGCUGGAAGAAGCGGAGGUGGUUGACAGCGGAGUCAAAGUCAAAGGGAGGAGUGAUCAGGGAAGGCGGAGGGGAGAAAGGAGGAUAGUCAUGGUGAAAAGUUUGCCUGAUGGGUCUUGGUUUCUUAUGUCCUGCGCUGAAGAGGUCAUAGCCGAGCUGGUUGGUGGUGGUGGCAUCACAGUGUCACUUGAUGUAACUGAUGAUUCAGAAGAGGGCUAAUCUACAGAAAGCCUAAAGAUGAAGUGUGCACAGUUGCAGCCUUAGGCAUUAUGCACGUGAUAGCUAGCUAUACACACACUCUCCAAGUUACCCCCUUAUCGCGUAUAUACAGCUAAACAAGCAAACUACUAAGGCAAACAAAGGGGUAUUAGGUAUAGAAACAACUAGACUACUUUUAGGCUAAUUAAACAAAUAAACAUAU